Molecule: messenger RNA, 1691 nt
Organism: Spizellomyces punctatus DAOM BR117
Lineage: Eukaryota; Fungi; Chytridiomycota; Chytridiomycetes; Spizellomycetales; Spizellomycetaceae
Product: RluA family pseudouridine synthase
Exons: 12
Coding region: 35-1417 (460 amino acids)
Biological process (GO): pseudouridine synthesis
Molecular function (GO): RNA binding; pseudouridine synthase activity
Source: RefSeq, a predicted model, not a curated record
ACUGUCGAGUCUUCCUGAGUGAUCUAGACUUUACAUGUACUGCACGAACUGCCUACGUGGGCCUCGUCCCUUCAAGUCGUCCUCUCUUUUCUCCUUUCUAUUGGAGAGCCUGUAUCGUCCAAAGUUACCGGUUGGCCCAGCAUCAUCAUCAGCGACCCCUAUUCGCCUGCGACAUAGUCGAGCAACAGCGCAAAAAUCUACCCACAUUUCCAAACACAAUGGUCGCUUCGCCGGUUCCGGGGAUUCACGCUUUGGUGACUACAACCCUCCUGUGUCAAUGUCUCGCAAUGCUGCAAGGCGGUGGUCCAAAGUGGCCGCACCUCUCGUGAAGGAAAGGGACAGCGUCUCCUCCGAAGCACCCGAAGUGGAAGAGCGACAAUUAAAAGUCGAGUUUGAAGAGCAUGGACUGAGGUUGGACGAGUUCCUCGAGGAGAGACUAAAGAUUCGAAAGAACCUUGCACGACUCAAAGUCCUCAAUCACGAGGUUGCCGUAAGAGGGUCUGCUCACGCUCGAUUUGUGGAUUUGAAGCCGGCCGGUCAAGUUCAUGCUGGGGAUGUUGUUGUCGUUGUCAUGCCUAAACGAAGAAAGCCGGAAGCAGAAAUGACUAAGAAGGAGAAAAAAGUUCUUGAGGAGCAAUUGCAGGACGAGAUUGAGGUUCUUCGUUCCAACGUACUCUACAAAGACGAGCAAGUAUUAGUCCUAAACAAGCCCGCCGGGUUGGCUGUACAAGGUGGAUCCAAAAUGGGCAUUCAUCUCGACAAGCUACUCGAUGGAUUACAGUUUGAUGCAGCGGAGCCACCCCGUCUCGUUCAUCGAUUAGAUAAGGACACAACAGGCGCGCUCCUGCUUGCCCGGACAAAAGAAGCUGCAGUGCGCUUGAGCAACCUUUUCAAAUCUGCUGGGGACGGGGUCCAAAAAUCAUAUUUGGCGGUUGUCUGCUCUCUACCAGAAGCCUUCACUUCGCAAUCUGAAUUCACUCAGAUCGUCACAGGAAUAGUGCAGGUCGGGAAACCGGGUGUGGAGAAAAUGUCAACCGUCGAGUGGUAUGACAUCGAUGCCGCUAGUAGCGCGGAGGCUGGCAUAAAGAAGGCAGUAACAGAGUAUAGAAUCCUGGAUUCCGGAAAACAGGCAAGCUUGGUGGAACUCCGGCCAUCUACCGGGCGAAAGCAUCAGUUACGUCUCCAUUGCGCCAAAAUCUUGAAAGCACCAAUAUUGGGAGAUUACAAAUACGGAGCAGGCUGUCCAAAGAGCUUUGCGGGAUUCGUAUCGGAUCCCAGACGAGUUCCUCUCCAUCUGCAUAUGCGAAGCAUCAUCUUAAGGGACUGGUAUGGCACAGGCGCGGACUUGGAGGUGAAAGCGCCAUUGCCCUCCCACAUGAAAAAGACGUUACAGUCUCUGCGAAUCCCAGCUCCAUGAAGGAUCGGAUGCUUGAGCUCUUACUUAGGGUAUAGUAGACUACAUAAUAAUAAAAGCGUUGGGUGCCCUGGUAGAGAGUCGCAGAGAGUCGCAAGUCAAGCAGACAUGGCUUGGGGAUUGUUGACUCAGGUUGACGUAAAAGGAAUUAUUGCCGCUGUUAGGGUGUUGAAGAAUCGUCCUGUUCCAGCGACAAUAGUGUCUCAACCUCGUCCACUGUACGAGGUGUCGGUAAUGGUGGAUCAUGCUGCACAAUAAAAAAUGAGAAUAACCCUAG